UGCAGUCAUGAAAAUAACACUGCUAGGAUUUUGUUUGCUGUGUUGCUAAUGAUGUUUGGAUGUCCACAAUGUUGCCUGCCUGGAAGGGCGGGGUUAGGUUUUUGUUUUGUUUUCAAAAUUUAAACCAAAGAAGGAUGUAAAGCUUCUAGUGAGAAAUAAACAACAGUAAUUUGGAGUAAGAUAAUGGCCAAAAAUCUUUAGUUUUAACAUGUCUAUAUAGAGAUAUAUUUUAUAUGAUACUAACUAAAGUAUCAUCUAAAUAAUGGAGAGAAGAGUAUAAUGAAAUUAUAAGCAAAAAAAAUUCAGCAGCUUUGAGAUGAAGAAUGCUAUGAAAUAAGGCCAUGGUAAAUUAGCAUAGUCCUUCUUGCAGUCUUUGCCUUAGUUUCUAGUCUGACAGGAGGAUAUUAGCUGCUGAUAAAAUCAGGGUAGGAAAGCAACACUUCCAUUAAAAUGUUAAGAUUUUGGAUCUUGAAACAGACCUUUCUUUUCUCUCUCUCUCCAGCAUCAAGAAAAUGAUCCAUAUCUCAUCUUGCUUGAAAACCAUUCAGCCAGCUGUAAUUAUCUGUUAGUCACCAUUCUGGAGAUAUGGCUAAUUACUUUUAAUUAAAAUAUUUUGAUACAGCUCUGCUAUCUCUGUUGGGAAUUGUUUUAAACUUAUUAUAUGCUUACCAACAAUUUUCUGUAAUAUGGCUUAGGGAGGAGGAAUUUGCACUGCACUGUUCAAUAGCAACAGGUCUUAAGAGUAUUAAGGAUGAAAUUCUCAAGAGUCUUUAUGUCAUGGAUGGAAAUGGAAUCAUUACUGUAUUUUUGAACUCCUGCUAACGUCAUUGACACCCACCUACAGUCCACUAGAAAUAUAAGUGCAGAGAUCAGUUUGUUCACAGAUUACAAGGAGACUAACCAAGAAGGGGCAAGCCAGAGCCAAAUUCACUGAUAGUCUGUUCAUCUCUUCAACAUGUGGAAGGUGGUACUCCUGGGUCUAUAUACAGUAUUGGCUGUGAGAGGAUUGGCAAAGGGUGCUCCUUUCCAACCAGAAGAAAAAUGGAAACCUCUAGAUAACCCUAGAAACAGAGACCUGUUUUUCAGAAUGCUCCAGGCUUAUUUUUCGGGCAGGGGUCUUGAUCUCAGAAAGUUCCCAGCUACUUUCACUAUGAACAAUGAAGGACCAAGGCCUGUUGUGUUCUACUCAGAUCCUAUUGCUUCUGCAUUUGCAGAUUAUGAAGAAAGGAAAAAUUCUUUUCCAAAUUAUUUUAAAGGCUGAAAGAUGCUGCUGACCAAGGCAUUAAAUUUUGAACUUCAUGCGAAGUGGUAACCUUCACAGCAAAAUAUUAGUGCUUUGACUUUUUAACAGUUAC
Molecule: messenger RNA, 1355 nt
Organism: Haliaeetus leucocephalus (bald eagle)
Lineage: Eukaryota; Metazoa; Chordata; Aves; Accipitriformes; Accipitridae
Product: chromosome unknown open reading frame, human C2orf66
Exons: 4
Coding region: 956-1261 (101 amino acids)
Source: RefSeq, a predicted model, not a curated record